Messenger RNA from Ornithorhynchus anatinus (platypus), 958 nucleotides. RefSeq names its product C-type lectin domain family 3 member B (gene CLEC3B). The transcript has 3 exons. Lineage: Eukaryota; Metazoa; Chordata; Mammalia; Monotremata; Ornithorhynchidae. Bases 128 to 733 code for a protein of 201 amino acids. The record is from RefSeq and is a predicted model, not a curated record. Gene Ontology annotation, biological process: bone mineralization; ossification.
GGAAGGGUUCCUUGGACGGGGAGUUGGGGAUUGCAGCUGUCUUAAGAAGUCCAGCCCCGUGCAGCCCGUUACCAGUCCGCUCCCAGGCUUCCCGAGAGCAGCAGCAGCCGCCGCCGCCUGCAGCAGCAUGGGCUUCAGAGCAAGCUAUCUGCUCCUGGGCCUCUUCUCCCUCGUGCAGAUCGCCGCCCAGCAGUCAGCGUCCAAAGCCUCAAAGGCGGCCAACUCCAGGAAAGAUGCCGUGAGCCCCAAAGUGAUCGAAGAGCUCAAAAGCCAGAUUGACAGCCUCGCCCAGGAGGUGGCUUUGCUGAAGGAGCAGCAGGCUCUCCAGACAGUCUGCCUGAAAGGCACCAAGGUUCACCUGAAGUGCUUCCUGGCCUUCCCCGAGGCCAAGACCUACCACGAGGCCAGCGAGGACUGCAUCUCACGGGGCGGCACCCUGAGCACCCCUCAGACCGGCGACGAGAACGACGGUCUCUAUGACUACCUGCGCAAGACCGUCGGCAACGAGGGGGAGAUCUGGCUCGGCAUCAACGACCUGGCCGCCGAGGGCAGCUGGGUGGACAUGGCAGGCGGCAAGAUCGGCUACAAGAACUGGGAGACGGAGAUCACCACCCAGCCCGACGGAGGGAAGGUGGAGAAUUGCGCCGCCAUGUCCGGGGUGGCGGUGGGCAAGUGGUUUGACAAGCGCUGCAAAGAUAAGCUGCCUUUCAUCUGCCAGUUCAUGAUCGUCUAGGCCCUGGGGGGGGGGGGGGGGUGGAGGCAUCAGAAGAGAUGACGACCGGGUGUGGGGGGGAUGGGAAGGUAGGGGCUGGUCGGGGAGCGGGGUCGGUGCCCAGGGUAGGAAAGCUGCUGUAGCUCCAGGCCGGCUACUCCGCCCAGCACCAAGAUGCUCUCCAGUCUCUCCUACCACUCAUCUCUUCAUUUCCUAUUUGCAAAUAAAGUCUAUGCAGCUUAGUAA